AUGGUGUCAAGCUAUGAUGCUGACACAACACUUGCUGACUCGGUUCACUACAGACUGACUGACUUAUCUGAUGAACAACUGGCUGAUUCAGAUGUUGAUUUGCUGACUGAGGCUAGUGAUGUGUCGACUGACUCACACGAAGACACCUUGACUGAAGAUGAUACUGUGUUGACUGAUUCAGCUGACUGUUAUUUUAUGGAAGACACGUGUUUCGCUGACUCUACUGAUUCGUUGACUGACUUAUCACUUAUUGACUCUGACUCCUUGACUGACUCUGUGAUACCCGACAUAAACUUGACUGAAAUGGUGCUGACUGACGGCCUAACUGCACCUCACACACUACUGACUCAUGGAGACUUAACUGACAACACACUGACUGACAUGACUCACACCAACUUGACUGACAUGACCGAUACACUGAUGACUGACGCAAACCUGACUAACACUCUAUUGACUGAUUCAGCAGACGCCAUGUUGACAGACACAACCCACCAAAUACUGACUGACACACCUUUUACUGACUUGACUGACAAUACUGACGCCUUAUCUGACUCAGCGGCUACCAUGCUGUCCGAUUUGACUGACUUAACCCUGCUGACUGAAACUGAGGACAUGGACUACGCGAAAUUGACUGAAUCACAUCACUUGCUACUGAGUUACAGAGACAGUGCAGUUUAUGACUCAGAUGACACUUACUCACUGAAAGAUGCUGAUGAUGACGAUGAUGACGGUCGACUGAGUGAUAUAACGGACACUCUACUGACUGAAAAUUAUUACAAUGACUUGACUGACCUUGACGAGUCUUUACUGAAUGAAAGUGACAAGGACGAGUGUGAUUUGGAUGAUGUUUCACUGACUUCUUAUUUACUGACUGAGAUGGAUGACAUUUCACUGACUGAUAGUUUGACUGAAAUGACUGAAACUUCACUGACUGAUGGUUUGUUGACUGAAAUGACUGAAACCUUACUGACUGAACUGGACGACUUUUCCUUGACUGAGCCUAUUGACUCUUCACUCACUGACUUGACUGACUCUUUACUGACUGCUGAUGGUGACUCUUUACUGACUGAAAUGACUGAUGACUCACUGCUUAACACGCAUGACUCUCUACUGACUGACAUGAGUGACUCUUUACUGACUACUGAUGAUUUAUUGACUGAAAUGGAUGAGAGUUUACUGAAUGAUGACUCUGAAAAUAUGUUGACUGACGCUACUGAUAAUUUAGGAAGUAGAAUGACUGAAUUUGACUGA
Portunus trituberculatus (swimming crab) is the source of this 1251-nucleotide messenger RNA. RefSeq names its product dentin sialophosphoprotein-like. The transcript has a single exon. The record is from RefSeq and is a predicted model, not a curated record. The coding region runs from base 1 to 1251 and encodes 416 amino acids. Lineage: Eukaryota; Metazoa; Arthropoda; Malacostraca; Decapoda; Portunidae.